GACAGGUGAUGGGAAGGGGGGAGGGAAGACGCUCCAUUUCGCUCUCUGCAGCCCAGCACAGGGUGAAGCCUGAGCGCUCCAAUGGCCAACACCACAGUGCUGAACACCUCAGAAGUCGCCGUCACGGCAGGGUUGAUCCUGGCGGCUGUCGUGGAGGCAGCAGCACUGCUGGGCAACGGCGCGCUGCUGGUCGUUGGUGCUGCGCACCCCAGACUGCGUGACACGCUCUACCUGGUGCACCUGUGCGUCGUGGACCUGCUGGCGGCCGCCUCCAUCAUGCCGCUGGCCUGCUGGCCGCAGCCACCGCCCGGGCUGGGCCGCGUGCGCCUGGGCCCCGCGCCGUGCCGCGCCGCGCGCUUCCUCUCGGCGGCGCUGCUCCCCGCCUGCACGCUCGGGGUGGCCGCGCUCGGUCUGGCGCGCUACCGCCUCAUAGUGCACCCGCUGCGGCCGGGCGCGCGGCCUCCGCCGGGCCUGGUGCUCACGGCCGUGUGGGCCGCCGCGGGGCUGCUGGGCGCGCUCUCCCUGCCUCGGCCGCCGCCCGCUCCCCCGGCUCCAACGCGCUGCUCCGUCCUGGCCGGUGGCCUCGGGCCCUUCCGGCCGCUCUGGGCGCUGCUGGCCUUCGCGCUACCGGCCCUCCUGCUGCUCGGCGCCUAUGGCGGCAUCUUCCUCGUGGCCCGCCGUGCGGCCCUGCGGCCCCUGCGGCCCCCGCGGCCCGCGCGCGGCUCCCGGCCGCGCUCCGACUCUCUGGAUGGCCGCCUCUCCAUCUUGCCACCCCUCCGGCCUCGCCUGCCUGGGGGCAAAGCAGCCCUGGCCCCAGCCCUGGCCGUGGGCCAGUUCGCAGCCUGCUGGCUGCCCUAUGGCUGUGCGUGCUGGCGCCCGCUGAGCAAGCCGCAGUGUGCUGAGGCGCCCGUCACCUGGGUGGCCUACUCGGCCUUCGCGUUCACACCCUUCCUGUAUGGCCUGCUACAGCGCCCCGUACGCCGGGCACUGGGCCGCCUUGCCCGCCGGGCUCUGCCCCAGCCCCCCGCGGACCUGUACUCUCGGGCCUGGCACCUGCCGACAUUUCUGCAGCACCUCCAGGGACCUUCAUUGCGCCCUGCCCUAGGCCCUCCUGGGGCACCAGAACAAGCCCCAGAUUUGCCAGAAGGGGAGAACCUGAGCAUGACAGGGGCCACCUGAGAGGAGAUCUGUCUCCCAUACUGAGCUGGCACUGGAGAAAGAUGGUGGUGUCAGAA
Messenger RNA from Lynx canadensis (Canada lynx), 1235 nucleotides. RefSeq names its product G protein-coupled receptor 62 (gene GPR62). Gene Ontology annotation, cellular component: endosome; plasma membrane; signaling receptor complex. Gene Ontology annotation, molecular function: G protein-coupled receptor activity. Lineage: Eukaryota; Metazoa; Chordata; Mammalia; Carnivora; Felidae. The record is from RefSeq and is a predicted model, not a curated record. Gene Ontology annotation, biological process: G protein-coupled receptor signaling pathway.